AUAAUUUUAAGUGAUAAAAAAAUAUACCUUGGUCUUCAGUGAGAACGAGAACUCCUGUUUAUUCUUUGUGACGCAAGAGGAUCAUACAAUAUGAAUUCUAGUGUGGCUAUUGAACUUCGAAUCCCGGAAUGGAACCUCAAUAAAAGCCAAUAUGACGAAGUUGAUAGCUUACCACUUCUAGGAAGUAUAGGUCCAGUGUUGACCAUACUGGCCACAUAUCUAGUAUUCGUGCUUAAGAUAGGACCAGCUUUGAUGACGAAGCGACAACCAUUUAAACUAAACACUACCCUGCUCUUAUACAACGGAAUACAAGUCGUCAUAUCUGUAUAUUUAGUUCAAAGGUAUUUAAUGAAUUUAAUUGACAUUGGAUUGACGCCAAAGAAAUGUUACAUACAGGAUGUCGAAUACAGAAACAACAUCCUGAUAGGAAUUUGGCUAUACUUCGCAGCUAAAGUCACCGAGCUACUGGAUACUGUAUUUUUUGUGUUAAGGAAGAAAGAUAAUCAAGUCACUUUCCUCCAUCUGUACCACCACUCCAUCAUGAUGAUUGGCACCUGGUGCUACAUCAAGUACUGGCCAUCGCAUACUCUCAUCUUCAUCGGCUUCCUGAACUCCCUCGUGCACGUUUUCAUGUACACUUACUAUGGAUUGUCGGCUCUAGGCCCGAAUGUCGCCAAGUAUUUGUUCUGGAAGAAAUACAUGACGAAGUUUCAGCUGGUACAAUUUGUGUGCAUAAUCAUACAAUACGUGUCAGCGGUUAGGAACUCCGAAUGUCCACCAGCGAAGGGUGUCGCCACUUUCGUUGCCUGCAACACCGGCUUCUUCCUCGUUCUUUUCUUAAAUUUCUACCGUCACAGCUAUAAUCGUAAAUCGAAAGCAAGCAAUAAUGUAUGCGCGGUAAAUGUGUUAGAGGAAAUAAAAGAAAAAGAAUUGUAAUCUAAUGUCAGAAUAAAUAACAUUUAAUUAAGAAAUACACUAAAAGUUACAGACGCUCAGUUUUAACUGAUCAAUGGAAGUGUUCAGUUAAAACUGUCAUAUAGAAAUAUGCGUAUAAAAUGAUUGGUUAUGUCCUAGUUGUGGUAAGCUUUAGUUGCAUAGAAAUAAUUGAUAAAAAUCCGGGUUGCUAUAAUUUUGGAUGUUUACUACUUAAGUCCAGUUUACUCUAUUAUACAUUAAGAGUCACGGGCGAUAGCUAGUACAUAAAUAUACGUACUAGCUAUCGCCCGCGGCUUCAUGCGGAAUUAAAAUAGAAAUUUGUUAUUAAUUACUAGCCAUUCAAAUCUGUCUACCUAAGAUUUUCUCUUCGCGAAU
Papilio polytes (common Mormon) is the source of this 1311-nucleotide messenger RNA. Its product is annotated as elongation of very long chain fatty acids protein 4-like. The transcript has 6 exons. The record is from RefSeq and is a predicted model, not a curated record. NCBI's taxonomy places the organism in Eukaryota, Metazoa, Arthropoda, Insecta, Lepidoptera, Papilionidae. The coding region runs from base 91 to 936 and encodes 281 amino acids. Gene Ontology annotation, cellular component: endoplasmic reticulum membrane. Gene Ontology annotation, biological process: fatty acid elongation, saturated fatty acid; fatty acid elongation, monounsaturated fatty acid; very long-chain fatty acid biosynthetic process. Gene Ontology annotation, molecular function: fatty acid elongase activity.